Messenger RNA from Aspergillus campestris IBT 28561, 1284 nucleotides. RefSeq names its product velvet factor family protein. Bases 1 to 1284 code for a protein of 427 amino acids. The transcript is spliced from 2 exons. The record is from RefSeq and is a predicted model, not a curated record. Lineage: Eukaryota; Fungi; Ascomycota; Eurotiomycetes; Eurotiales; Aspergillaceae.
AUGUCAAGACCGCCCCUGCAACAAUGGCGGCAUCCCCCAUCCACCGGCCACCAUCUAGUCUCCGACGGUGAGGCUUUGAGCGUGAGGGCCGUCCCGCCAUACGAACAAGAGCCUCCGAGCUUUUUGCAUCCGCGCCGCCAGAGCUCGGGUUCAACCCCUAUGGCCUUGUCCCAGUACAGGCCGCCCGUCCACGGAAGACCCGGGGAUGGUGGAGGUCCCAGUUAUAGUGGAGGUCCUAGUUAUGGCAUCUCGCCAGAUCCUGGAGGUCCCCUGGCUCCAUACGGGACACAGCGACCAAGCCUGUCGGGGAUGGAGUAUACAGGGCCUUCGAGUCCCCACUACGACACGGCCAAUUACGCUCGAGCCUCGAUCAGCUCGACUGGGCGAAUGACUGACAUCGACUCUCAGUAUGUGACUGCCCCCUCACCCCCGGUGCCUUCGACAUCCCGCGAGGUGUUGAUAUCCGACAGACCCAACUCAUCCCAUGGAUCCAGAUACAGUAGCAGCCCAGUACCCUCAGACAAUGGCGCCGCCGCAUACACCCGCAGCCUUGCUCCCCUCGCCCAACCACAACCCCGGUAUUCCACAUCCUCCAAUUCCCCCAUGAGCCUGGGCAACCUCAUCCACCAUUCGCCGACGCCGUCGCCGCCGCCACGACGCACCUCCUCGACACCCCGCUACCACCUCCACAUCCGCCAGCAGCCCAUCGCCGCACGAGCCUGCGGAGCCGUCGACCGCGAUCGACGACCCGUCGAUCCUCCCCCGAUCCUCCAAAUGCUAAUCACCGACUUCGACCCGCGCUCCACCAACGACCUAGACAUCCUCCAAGACCCCCGCUUCGCCGUGGGCUGCCUCCUCUGCCCCAUCCCUUCCACACCGGAGUCAGCCCCGGGCCAAUCAACACCCCUCCUCUCAGGCAAAUCCUUCGUAUCGCCCUUCUUCGUCGACGCCGACCCCGACCCAGCCACCGCACCUCCCACCCCCACAACCAACGACAUCAUCAACAACCACCAUCACCCUCCAGGCACCAGACACCCCCCGGAGAAGGAGAACCCCCCACCCACCCCGCAACCUUCUUCAUCUUCUCCGACCUAUCACGUCGAAGACACGGGCAUCUCGAUGCCUAUCCUCGCCGAGGCCUGGUCCGACCCUUUCCGCGUGUACCCGGCUAAGGACUUCCCGGGGAUGCGCGACUCGUCGCCGCUUACGCGGGGGUUGAAGGGGAUGGGCUUUGCGGAGCUUAAGACUCGCGGGAAGGGGACGGGGCAGGGGAGGCGGAAGUGA